Messenger RNA from Arachis duranensis, 453 nucleotides. RefSeq lists its product as uncharacterized. Lineage: Eukaryota; Viridiplantae; Streptophyta; Magnoliopsida; Fabales; Fabaceae. The transcript has 2 exons. Bases 1 to 453 code for a protein of 150 amino acids. The record is from RefSeq and is a predicted model, not a curated record.
AUGCUUAGGUUGGAGCAAAAAUGGAGAAUUCAACUACCUACACAGAGUGACGGCUCAAAGAGAACCAAGGUUAGUGCAACUGGAGCAUACUCAUCCUCAUCAAACCCAGAAACACCAUUGGCUGACGAACCCGGUGUGGAUUCUCCCGUUUGCCCACAAGGAUCAAAUAAGAGCAAGCGAAAAGGGAAAAAAAGAGAAGAGGAGAGGGAACAUAGAGCAAAGAUUAUGGCAAUCAAAGAGAAGGAGUUACAAAUUCAAGCGGCAAUGAAAGAAAAAGAAUUACAAGCUCAAGCGGCAAUGAAAGAACAAGAAUUAAAAACUCAGAGGUAUAUUAAAGAAAUGGAGAUAAAUGCAAAAGAAAGGGAAAUGGAAAGGAUGGCCAAGGAAAGGGAAAGGGAAAUGGAUAUGCAAAUACUUAAUGCUGAUACGUCUACAAUGAGUGAAAAACUAUGA